Messenger RNA from Penaeus monodon (black tiger shrimp), 2538 nucleotides. RefSeq names its product ras suppressor protein 1-like (gene ics). Bases 69 to 899 code for a protein of 276 amino acids. The transcript has 7 exons. NCBI's taxonomy places the organism in Eukaryota, Metazoa, Arthropoda, Malacostraca, Decapoda, Penaeidae. The record is from RefSeq and is a predicted model, not a curated record. Gene Ontology annotation, molecular function: protein binding.
GAGAGCCAAGCAGUCACCGAAGGAGAGCCAAGGCGAUAGGAAGUGGGCGUGUCACCCUCUCUACGAAAAUGUCUAAAGCAGCGAGGAAGGCGUUGGAUGAGGCGAGGGAGACUGGCAAUCCCGAGCUGGAUUUGCAGGAAAAGCAGAUUACCUCGUUAGAAGACCUCCCUGGACUUUUGUCUCUGGAGCACAUUACUAGAUUGACACUAACACACAAUCGCCUGACUAAAGUUCCUGCAGCCAUCGCUAAUCUAAUCAAUCUUGAAAUCUUGAAUCUCUUCAACAACAUCAUUGAGGAACUGCCAACAUCCAUCUCUUCCCUCAACAAACUCCGCAUCCUUAAUGUUGGAAUGAACCGAUUAGACGAGUUGCCAAGGGGAUUUGGCUCCUUCCCUGUGCUCGAGGUCUUGGACAUCACCUACAAUAAUAUCUCAGAGGGAGAUUCACUGCCAGGCAAUUUCUUUAUGCUUGAGUCAUUAAGGGCACUGUAUAUGGGCGAUAAUGAUUUUGAGUACAUUUCUCCUGAAAUCAAGAAUUUGAAGAACUUGCAGAUUCUUUCCCUGCGAGACAAUGACCUGAUAGUGGUCCCCAGGGAAAUUGGUGAGCUGACACGCUUAAGAGAGUUGCACCUUCAGGGAAAUCGCUUGGAGGUUCUUCCUCCAGAAGUUGGUCACCUGGAUCUGUUGGGCACAAGAUCUUGUUUGCGUCUAGAAGGUAAUCCUUGGGUACCAAUGAUUGCUGAUCAACUCCUCCUUGGACCUUCCCAUGUGAUGGAUAUGCUGCGUAAUGAAUCAUACAAGUUUGUGUACCAGCGACACAUUUCAUCUGGAAGCCAGCCACCCCCAAAGAAUUUUGAAGCCAAGAACAGGAAGAUUUCAAGAAAGAGGGAUGUAGCAUAAGGUUUCCAUGCACAAAUGGUGCUCAUCUUGCAGUACCUUGGAUACUUUACUUCAUUUAUGUUCCAGAGCUUUAUAAUGCCUUAAUAUAUGUAGCUUUAACAUUUUUAUUUAAUUUUUAAAAAAAUGUGCAAUUAAAGUGUACAUUGUACUGUUUUGAUUUCUGGAAUGCAUUAUGCCUAAAGUUACCUGCCAUUUUAGGGAACAUUUUCUCUCCUGUUUAUUGAUACCUUCUAGAUGAUUUUAAGUAUGUCAUUCAUGAAAAGUAGAGUAAUAUACUUUGAUCAUUCAUGUUCAUUAUUGAAUAGCUAAUUAUGAAGAUGUAUCAAGGAACUUUACUACAAGGAUAUGUUGACAUUAUGCAAGUUAUGUUAUUUACCAAAAUCUACAUUGAGGUUUGAACAAAAUAGUGCCUGAUGUGAAAUACUUCAUAAUCCAGUUUUACCUUUUACAGGAAGAUAGACAGAUUCUCAGAUAUCUUGAGCUAAAACAAUUUCUUUGGGCAAUCAAUUCAGAAAUAGGUUUUAUUCACAUGUUUAUAUAAAAAGGCAUUGAUUUGUUUCAAACUUAAAAUGUGAGAUAAUGAUAAAUGGUGACAUUCUUUCAAUAAUAGAAUAGUUUAUGCAAAUGUUCUAGAUUCUUCUCUUAUAUUAGGUUUGUUUGUACUAAUUGAAUGCAGUCCAUGUCUGGUUUAUAUCCCAGUCAUGUAAAGCAGUUCUAGAAGUAUUCAAGGAAUAAAAAUGCUAAAGUGAUGUGUGAUUAACCAGUAAUAUUUCUUAACUUGCUAAAUUUAUCAUUGAUAUACGUGUUUGGUGCUAUCAUCCUAAAUAAAUAAUUUCAUGAAAUCAUCAAAACCUUUGGAAAGUUGCAUUUACUAGAACUUUUAGUGCCUUUUACAUCUUGAAAAAAAAAUUUAGAAGUGCCUUUUGUUAAAAAUGUUUGUUAGUGGUGCAAGGAGACUCCAUACUGGAACUUCUUUUUAUAUGGUCUAUAAUUAUUUGUUAAUGUGAAUUUUCUUAAUCUCAUAAUUUUAAAAAUGUAUGAGUAAAGCCAUCAUUCAUGUACAGAUUUAAAGAACUUUUUGUAAUGUAAACAUUGAGCUACAGGAAUUUUUUUGUAUGUCAAACUUUUCCAUUUUACGUUCAGUAUUACUUGAUAGUGCACAAAAUACAGCCUUAUACCAGUACCAUGUGGUAUCAGAAAUUACCACAGGAUUAAGUUAUACCAAAUGUGUUCAAGAUAGUCUUUAAUAAUAGUUGCCGGUUGUACCUAAUUGUCUUGACUUAAAUUAUAUGCUCUCUCUAUUUUUAGAUAUAUUUAUGAGAACACAAAUGCAUCAAGAAUGUUUAAUUAAUUCAGUUAUUCAUUAAAAAGGUUGCUUAUUCAGCUUGCAAAAAAAUUCCCUGGGAAUCCUAAUUGUUACAUGGUGGUAAUUGAUAUUAUAUUAUCAAUGGUUGUACAAUGAUAUUAGAACAAUUGAAUUACUUUAAUGAAAGGUCAGAGGUGAUAUACCAGGUUUUACCAUAAGACUACUGUCGAGAUAUUUUCUGUUUUUAUCAGUAUUCAUUAAUUUGCUUUUAUUGUUACAAAAUGUAUUUUAAUAAUGCAUAAAAAGUGCCAAAGUAAACUUACUAGAAAAUAA